This is a messenger RNA of Juglans regia (Persian walnut), 1101 nucleotides long. RefSeq lists its product as uncharacterized. The transcript has a single exon. The coding region runs from base 1 to 1101 and encodes 366 amino acids. NCBI's taxonomy places the organism in Eukaryota, Viridiplantae, Streptophyta, Magnoliopsida, Fagales, Juglandaceae. The record is from RefSeq and is a predicted model, not a curated record.
AUGUCGGACCAAGCCUUGGCUGGUUGGUUUGUUUGUGGAAAUGUUAGGGUCUUGGCUGUAUUUGUUUAUGCGAGUUGUUUCCGUAGGAAAAGGCUGGAGUUGUGGGAUUUUUUACGUGCGCUUGAUGCGGGGACCUGUCCAUUCUUUGUUGGGGAUGAUGUCAAUAUUGUUCGUAAUAAUGAUGAAAAAGUGGGGGGUCUUUUGAGGCCUUAUCGUCCCGAAUUGGAGUUUAAUCAUUGUAUCCAUGAUUGUGGGUUGAUAGAUAUCCCUUCGGAUGGUAAUAAAUUCUCUUGGCGUAAUGGGAGGCAGGGAGGUAGGCAUAUUUGGGCAAAGCUGGACUGCAUUUUGGUAUCUUCAUCGUUCCUGAAUUCCUUUGGGGAAGCUCGGAUGGAGUUCCUUCUGUGGACUUCUUCCGAUCAUUGUCCUAUGUUGUUAUUUUUAAAGAGGGAGAGAAGAGGGGAUAUUAGAUAUUUCAGAUUUCAAGGGAUGUGGGGAACACAUGAGGGGUUUCUUCCUUUGGCUCGGGAAGUGUGGAAUCAGAGUUUGGAAGGUUCGCCUAUGGUGAAAUUAGCUAAGAGGUUAAAGUUGCUAAAAGCCAUGUUAUGGAAGUGGAACUUUGAGACAUUUGGACGGGUUGAUUUGGAGUUGGUGAAGGUGGGUAAUCGAUUGGUGGAGCUUAAGGAUUUGUUAGCUGCUGAAUUCACACAGGAGCGUGAAGUGGAUGUUUUAGCUUGUAAGCAACAACAUCUUCAAUGGUUGAAAAGAGAAGAAAUGCUUGGACGUCAAAAGUCCCACAUUAGAUGGCUCAAGGAAGGGGAUUCCAAUUCUGGUUUUUUCCAUACUUCCAUGUGGGUGAAAAAGAAGAAUUUAUUGGUGAAACAUAUGGUUUUGGAGAAUGGGAGUGAGUUGGGUUCGGCGGAUGUUGUACAUGCUGAAGCAGUCUGGUUCUAUCAGGAAUUGUUGUCGACGUCAGCGGUAGCUUUUGAUGAAAAGCAGCUAUGUUUGUUGACGCCAACUGUUUCAGUGCAGGAGAAUGAAAUGCUAUGUGCACCGCCGACAAUGGAGGAUGUGAAGAUAGCAGCACUAUGGUCUAUUCCUUAG